This is a messenger RNA of Aureobasidium musti, 1275 nucleotides long. NCBI's taxonomy places the organism in Eukaryota, Fungi, Ascomycota, Dothideomycetes, Dothideales, Saccotheciaceae. The record is from the annotation of a GenBank genome assembly.
AUGUCGACAUCUUCGCCAAACGUGCUCAUCUCAGGCUUCGGCAUCGCAAGCACUGUUUUUGCAUCCACGUUGCUGCGUGCCUAUCCACAUGCCACAAUCACAAUCGUCGAGCGCGACCCAUCAAUGCGUCUCACCGGUGCCAGCGUUGACAUCCGCUCGUCAGCCGUCGACAUCAUAAAAUGGAUGGGCGUCGANAAAGAGAUUCGCUCAAAGACUACCAAAGAAGAAGGCGUGGAAUUUGUCGAUGAAUCUGGAAAGUCCUUUGCUACUUGGAUGGCUACUGGCAACGAGGAUAUCCAGACCAUGACUUCUGAAUACGAGAUCUUCAGAGGUGAUCUGGCGAGGAUUUUCGCAAAGGAUAUUGAGGAUAAGGUGACGAUUGUGUUUAGUGAGUCUGUGGCUGGCUACGAGCAGCGAAAAGAUAAGGUGUUUGUCACCUUCUCGAACGGCAAAGAAGCACAAUCCUAUGACCUGUUGGUCGCAGCAGAUGGCCUGGCCUCAAAAAUCAGAGGAAUGAUGCUCGGCACCUCUCCAGCCGAACACAUGCAUGACGAAGGCGUCUAUGCUUCCUUCUUCGUCAUCGANAAAGACCUUCUCGAUGGCUCUAAACUGGCAAAAUGGUACAACACCACUGGCGGCCGUGCUAUCUUCCUUCGCCCGGACCCUGACCCGCGCGGCCGCACUCGAGGCCAUUUCAUGAACUCAGCAUGGCCAUCUGACACUGCCACACGCCAAAAGAUCACCACUGCCCUGCGCAAGGGCAACGAGAGCUACAUGCGACUCGUCGAAGAAUCCUUUGCAGACGCAGGUUUCCACCAAACGCCAGAAAUCCUCAAAGCCAUGCGCGAAACACCAGACUUCUACUGUUCGAGAUUUGCCCAGGUGCGCGCGCCCAAAAUCCAAGAUGGAAGGGUUGUUUUGCUUGGAGAUGCUGGAUACGCUACCCCUGGCAUUGGAACCUCAUUUGCUAUCAUGGGCGGUUACAUCUUGGCUGGCGAACUACUCCGCAACAAUCUCGAUGUUCGUGCGGCAACGAAAGCAUAUGAGGAGUUGAUGUUGCCGUUUGCCAAAAGUCAACAAAGCACUAUUGGUGAUUAUGCCAUGCAGCUGCUGAAUCCGCAGAGUGCUUGGGGCUUGUGGAUUAGAAACACCAUCCUUUGGGCACUCACAACUGCAAAAGUUGACAAGAUUGGGCUGUGGAUUGCUGGCAUGUUGGGAGUCAAGGAGCCAAAGAUCAAGAUGCCCGUCUAUCCUUGGCCCGAAACCAAGGCUUGA